CCGUCCGGUACUCGGCUUUGGCCUGGGUCAGUUUAGCCUGACGCUCGUCGACCCGUCUCUUCAGUUGCUGUGUGGGAGAAGGAGGACAAGACACACACGCUGUGAAGGGACGUGAGGUGUGAGGUCAGCUGACACGUGUUGGAGUCGCCUGUCAUUGAUGUCUGAUGUCUGCUCACGUGUCACAGGACAGGACAGAUGCCAGAGGAACGAGAGCGUUAGAGCUCAGCAUCCGCAGCAUCAGCAUCAGCAUCAUCAGGAUGGAGUUUAAAGAGCUGGUGGACACCGCGGAGAAAUGGUGCUCCGGGAACCCCUUCGACCUGAUCUUCGCCGAGGACGUGGACGAGAGGCGGCUGGACUUCUACGCCGAGCCCGGGAUCUCGUUCUACGUGCUCUGCCCGGACAAUCUCACCGGAGGAACCGACAAUUUUCACGUGUGGAGUGAGAGCGAGGACUGUCUACCGUUCCUGCAGUUGGCGCAGGACUACAUCUCGUCCUGCGGGAAGAAAACACUGCUGGAGGUUCUGGACAAAGUCUUCAGAUCCUUCAGGCCUCUCCUGGGUCUUCCAGAUAUCGAUGACGACACAUUCGAUCAGUAUCAUGCAGACGUGGAGGAGGAACCAGAGCCAGACCACCAGCAGAUGGGCGUGAGCCAGCAAUAAUGAGGCUCAGUCUCUGCAUCAAGCCCUGCUCUCGUAACCUUACUCACUGGCUCUUCCCCUUACACACACACACACACACACACACUGCAUCAUUACACCCUUUAAUAUCCGGACUGCUUUUCCUGCACCCUGAUUUUAACUCAAAUGAUCAUGUUGUUUUGAUCUAUAUGUCAAUAUCUGUCAUGUCAUGAUAACUCUAAUCACAUUCAAGCAGAGAUGAAAACAAUUAUCUCAUUCUCAGCUCUCUCUUUAUUUAUUUUAAAUCUCCCUAACCCAUCAUGUGACUGGAGUAACGUAAAGAUCAUAAGGUAGUAAAUAUGUUCAGAAUAGAAUAAUGCUGGAUUGUUGUCACAUGAUUACGUUGCAUGUUUAAUUCAGCGAGUGGCGUGCUGUUGUCAUCUUCAAAAAUAAGGAUGUUUUGAAUCCAAUUAUGUGGUAAAAACACUUUAAUUAUUCAUAGCCUGAUCAAAAUUGUAUUUUUAUUGCAUUCCUAUUCAUAAUCAAAUUGAAAAUGGAAGGUAAAUGCAUUGCAUUAUGGGAUAUAGUCCCAUAUUUUAAUAAAUGUUGAAUAUCA
This is a messenger RNA of Pimephales promelas (fathead minnow), 1233 nucleotides long. It is a transcript of the gene mturn, whose product is annotated as maturin, neural progenitor differentiation regulator homolog (Xenopus). Gene Ontology annotation, biological process: positive regulation of megakaryocyte differentiation; regulation of signaling. The record is from RefSeq and is a predicted model, not a curated record. Gene Ontology annotation, cellular component: cytoplasm. NCBI's taxonomy places the organism in Eukaryota, Metazoa, Chordata, Actinopteri, Cypriniformes, Leuciscidae.